This is a messenger RNA of Protopterus annectens (West African lungfish), 1872 nucleotides long. Its product is annotated as bromodomain adjacent to zinc finger domain protein 1A-like. Gene Ontology annotation, biological process: chromatin remodeling. The transcript is spliced from 4 exons. The record is from RefSeq and is a predicted model, not a curated record. The coding region runs from base 1 to 417 and encodes 138 amino acids. Lineage: Eukaryota; Metazoa; Chordata; Ceratodontiformes; Protopteridae. Gene Ontology annotation, molecular function: protein binding.
AUGGCAGAUUCCUCAAAUAGGAGGACGUCAGGUCGCCAUUCUGGUGCGCAUGAGUUAUCAGCGUGUGAGCUACUUAUUGUAGACUUGGUACGGCAUGAGGAUAGCUGGCCUUUCAUGAAAUUGGUUUCCAAAGCUCAGGUUCCUGAUUACUAUGACAUUGUGAAAAAUCCUAUUGCACUGAGUGUUAUCAGAGAAAAAAUGAACAACUGUAAAUAUAAAUUAGCAUCUGAAUUUAUUUCAGAUGUCGAGCUUAUGUUUGCAAACUGUUUCGAAUACAAUCAUAUUGAAACAAGUGAGGCACAAGCAGGGCUUCGUCUUCGAGAUUACUUUCACAGCCAACUUCAGUAUCCUGGACUUCACAUCUCUGAAAACACAGGGCAUACUAACACUCCACCCAUCAAGCAGCCCCGAAUUUAACUACCCCAUUAACCGUACCCAGGAGUAAGAACAAAUUAUGCACAUUAUUCUCAGUAAAUAUGAAAAUCUGAAUCAUGCCUUGCUUUUUUAUACAGAAGCAACAGCCAUUUUACAACCUGAAAAUGUGACCUACAUUUUGUUCUUGACAGAAUUGUCCAUUUUGUUAAGCACUCAGGAAAUCACAAAAAGACCUUCAUUUUGCAAUUUUUUAAAAUGUUUCUUAAACUGCUCUGUAUAUUGGAUUCAGUACUGGUUUACAGUUUUAUACCCAUUUAAGUGGCAUUCAUGUGUUCAGAUGUCUUCCAGGAAGAAAGUGUGUUGUCUAGUGACUUUGCCUAUGUCACCCUGUAUUUAUAUUGAAUUUAUAAUAUUUUUGGAUUUUUUUAAGUUUUCAAAUAAAGUAGCUACAGCACAGUGUAAAAUAUUUUCCAAACCUUGCAAAAAAAAAGCAAAGCUGACUUUUCAACACUACACAUGAAUCAGCAGAAAUCUGCAGUCAUUUCAGUACUACACAGGUACUGGCAGAUGGGGUAUUCAAUACAACUUCCUUUCAUAGAUAUUUAUUUAGUGUUAAAUCAAUUUGUGAAACAUACUUUUUGUAUUUAUAAAAACCUUGUACCUGGAGAAGCCGUAUUCUUUCAAUUUUUCAGUGUUUUCUGUGUGUGCAUUUGUAUGUAUGUAUGUAAUUCAAAUUACCUUUCUGAUAAUAAAAAGACACAGGAGUACUUUACUUUUGGUAACAAACUGCAGAUUGGUGUUUUGUAAUAUAUGUUUAUGUACAUCUUUUUUAUGUGUACAAAUAAAAUAUUAAAUUUGUUUUCAAAUUGCUAUUUUUUUACUACAAUGUGCACUUACCUGCAAUGUAUCUUUUUGUAAAAGGUGUGUUUCCUUUGUAAAGAACUAGUGCUUAAAUCAAUUUUAAGAAUAUAAACAGUGUAGUCAUCUUGUUUGUUAAUCCCCUACCAGGGAAGGUGGUGAUUGUCAUAGAAAGCUUGUAUCACACAUACUUUCCAUUGUUUAAAAAUGGUCAUGUCGGACCAUUUGUGGCUGAUAAAGAAAUUUCUGACAACUAUUUGGAGUAUGAAAACUGUAUGCGUCUCAGUAGUUUAUAGAAUACUGUAAACACUACUCACCUCACAAUGACUGCCAUCAGAGAUUCUACUGUGGUGCCAUUUUCUGGUCUUCUACCUGAGUGAGAACUCAGAAAUGUAAAACACUGUACAUAAUUUGUAUACUUCAAAAGUUUCUUUGAGAUACUUAAUGUUUACAGUAUUUUUCAAGUUUAUAUUUUAUUAGGUUUAAGUGUCAGACAUCAGUAGAGUGCUUAACAUCAACUGUUUGUAGAUAUUGACAAAAAGCAGAUAUGAAUGACUAGAUCCAAGAUGUGUAAAUAAAGGAAUAUUGGAAGCUGGACAAAUUUAAGAGAUUAAAAAUAAAUAUUGAACAUUGAAACUG